This is a messenger RNA of Medicago truncatula (barrel medic), 1879 nucleotides long. Its product is annotated as mitochondrial carrier protein MTM1. The coding region runs from base 209 to 1393 and encodes 394 amino acids. The transcript is spliced from 10 exons. Lineage: Eukaryota; Viridiplantae; Streptophyta; Magnoliopsida; Fabales; Fabaceae. The record is from RefSeq and is a predicted model, not a curated record. Gene Ontology annotation, cellular component: mitochondrion. Gene Ontology annotation, biological process: mitochondrial transmembrane transport.
AUAUUCGAGUUCACCACACUGACCCUCCAUCUAGGGUUUUUUCACCGCUACUAUUGUCAACAAACGUGGCAUCAGCACUUACGUACGCUUUUCUUGUUCGCUAUUCCUUUUCCCUCCCACAUAUUCGCGACCCAUUUUAUUUUUCACAUUUUUCUAUAAAAUUUUCUUUUAUUAGAACAUCAAUCAAUUUCAUCGGGGUGGUUAAACAAUGGUGGAUUCUUCAGACCGAAUCCAAAACCCAUGGAUGGCUUCCGAACAACAAACUCCAAUUCAAAUUAUCCAAAAUCAUAAUAAUCCUAAAUCAUCAACUAUUGACAAAUUAGGGAUUGCUGAACGCGCUUUCUCCGCCGCCGGCGCCGCCUUUCUCUCCGCCGUCAUUGUCAAUCCCCUCGAUGUUGCCAAGACAAGGUUGCAAGCACAAGCUGCAGGGGUUGCUUAUUCUCAUCCUCUCAGUAAUCUCAUCAGUAGAAUGUCAUGUUUUGGUCCAAAUAUGAUGUUUGCUGAUUUAAGAUGUUCUCCAUCAUGUACUCGGGCUGGACUCCAUGGAACAGUAUCACUUUGUCCUCCCGAUUGUUUUCGGUACAAAGGAACACUCGAUGUUAUUUGUAAAAUUAUACAACAGGAAGGCUUUACUAGGCUAUGGAGGGGCACAAAUGCUGGUCUGGCUCUUGCAGUACCAACUGUUGGAAUUUACCUUCCUUGCUAUGACAUAUUCCGGAACUGGUUCGAGGAAUUCACAGCCAAAAGUGCUCCAACUGCAACACCAUAUGUACCUUUGGUGGCUGGUUCGUUGGCACGCUCACUGGCUUGUGCAACUUGUUAUCCUAUUGAACUUGCCCGAACUCGUAUGCAGGCAUUUAAAGAGACUCAAGUUGGCAAGAAGCCACCUGGAGUAUUCCAGACUUUGGUAGGUGUUGUCUCCAAUGGCAAGGGCACAAAUAUUCCAUCGAACAGUUUGCAAAGUUAUCGUGUCCUGUGGACUGGCAUGGGUGCACAACUUGCCCGUGAUGUACCAUUCUCUGCGAUUUGUUGGUCAACACUUGAGCCUACUAGAAGAAAACUUCUUAGUUUGGUCGGAGGAGACGAUGCCGGUAUAUUGAGUGUUCUUGGCGCAAAUUUUUCAGCUGGUUUUGUUGCAGGAACUCUAGCGGCUGGAGCUACAUGUCCACUAGAUGUUGCAAAAACUCGUAGGCAGAUAGAGAUGGAUCAUGUCAGAGCAUUGAAAAUGACCACGAGACAGACACUGAUGGAGAUCUGGAGAGAUGGAGGUUUGAAAGGACUUUUUACCGGUUUUGGUCCGCGAGUUGGUCGAGCCGGCCCCUCUGUUGGAAUUGUCGUUUCAUUUUAUGAAGUUGUAAAGUUUGUCCUAAAUCACCGGCAAACAACAUCAUGACCAGGUGAAUAUUGUGGAUAUUUUUGUUUUUUACCGAAGUGGCUUUGUUGUGAGAACCUCUGGAUACUGCACUGCUAGUUUUUUGAUGGAAAGGAAGCUAUUCCAGUCUGUUUCUGAUCAUGAAUCAACGUUCAUGAAUAGGAAAAAAAAUAACCAGUAUAGGACAACACCUCCUAAUUUAGGUUUUUGAGCCUUUUUGGGUUUUUUGCCUUUGACUAAAAGAGGUCAAUUUUGUUACAAUUGGGAUUCUUCCCAAGAGCAAAUUUUGAAUAAAAUUUUAGUUAUUUGGAAAACAUCAGCAUUGCACUUGGCUAUGUAUACACUCAGGGAAUGUUAACUUAAUUGUUGAUUCUGUAUAUACUUUUCGUUAAGCUACUAUUAUGUUAUUGAUAGAAACAAUAGGUGUAUUUGGAUAAUUUGUGCGGCCACUUGAGAUUUGAGAACUUAGAGAAAGGAAAUAUGAAUUGUUGGGUGCUUGAGUCAUUA